AAUAAUAUGUAAACAGAAUAAUAUGUUUAUAAAUAUGUAAAAAAUUCAUUUUGACAAAAAUUUGAUUCAAUAUUCAGUCGAAUUUCCGUUGUUCAUACAAAUCAAUGUCCUCAAUUUUGAAAAUUCUACAGAAGAAAAUAUUCCUUUUAACAAAAUAACAAAAUAACAAAAUAACAAAUGGCAAGUAGAUUAUCAUUUGCAGUAAAUACUUCUCAAAAGGUCAUCGAUCGAACCUGUGCAUAAAAUGAUAAUCACCGAUCUCAAAUAAUAAUUGAUAUAAUUGUACAAUAUCAUUUAAUUUCUAUUGAGGAUCAGCUUUAUUAUUUUAUCAAGAUUUAAAAGUGAAUAAAGAUUCAUGGGUGUCAUUUCAUCUACCGGCUAGAAAUAUUUUUAUUCAUGUAAGAAAUAUUCUUUCUUUUUUAUUACUAAUUUGUUUUAAAAAUUUAUGUUGAUUUACAUGCUGAAAAUUUUGGUUCAUAUUUAGAUAGUCAUGGAAUAUUAAAUUUUAAUGUUAAUGAUUUUGACGAAGGUCAUUGUGAACCAUGUACUUGGGAUGUUAAACGUCCUUUAGCAUUAUUAAAUCUUGUUGCUCAUAGUAAAGCAUGUGAAUAUUAUGAAAGAACACCUUGUGAAUGA
Rotaria sordida is the source of this 636-nucleotide messenger RNA. NCBI's taxonomy places the organism in Eukaryota, Metazoa, Rotifera, Eurotatoria, Philodinida, Philodinidae. The record is from the annotation of a GenBank genome assembly.